AUGACUGAGGGAGACUGCCCUAGACUGGAUGACAGUGGGAUACCGCUACUAAAAGAUGUGAGAUGCAUAAUAAAUGAGGCCAGUUGUUUGCUUCCAUUCACCAAAUACUUGGCCGAUGAGGCAGAAUUUACUAGGAUGUAUGGGAGAGUUUUGCAUCUUCUGAAUGUUCCAGUACUGCCAUUAGCCAUAAAAACCUUAAUUCAUUUUUGGGAUCCUGAAUAUCGAUGUUUUACAUUUGGGAAUAUCGACAUGGUUCCUACCAUUGAAGAAUACGGUGUUUUGACAGAAUUUCCUGAGGAUAUCCAUAAGGUUUACUUUCAUCAAAAGAUUGAGAAUACUAUAGAGGAGCUCGCUAAGCUAUUGGGAAUCCGUCAAAUGAGCUUAUAUAGAGAAAAAAAUAAUUCUGGGGGUUUGAGAUGGAAACGAUUAGAAGAGCUUUUGAUUGCUAAAAAGUCUAAUAUUGAUGCUAAUUUGGAGGUAUAUCGAAUAUUGGCUUUGGGGAUAUUUGGGUUGAUUUUGUUUCCUUCGACGGCCGGAAUUAUCAGUUUAGAGGCAGCUAAUUUGUUUAUGGAGUAUGAGAAGACCAAAAUUAAUCCUUCUGCUGCGAUCUUGGCUGAAACUUUUUUAUCUCUCAAUCAUUGCAAAAGGAUUGGGAAAGGUUCUAUGAGAUGUUGUGUUCCAUUGUUGUUCAUUUGGAUGGUAAGCCAUAUAGAGUCCGAGACACCAGUAUUCCGAAAUUUUUGGUGGUUUGAUCAAAAGCCACUCGAGUUAUUUGUAUCAAGUGAAUGGGAAAACUUUUCUGAAGAUGAUUGGAGGGUAAAAUUGCAAGGAAUUCCGCAAAGCAAUUUUAAUUGGAGAGCCCCAUGGAUGAAAAAUGUAGCAUACCUAAUGGGCUGUGGGAAAAAGCCUUGGGUACCUUUGAUUGGGGUGACUGGGUAUAUUAGUUAUGCACCUGCUUUGGUUGCAAGACAGCUUGGGGGCAUACAAAGCAUUCCAAGAACAGUUGGUUUAGCUCAAUUCACUAGAGUCUACAAAGGAGCAUAUAAUGAAAUACUAGAGAGCAUUAAGCAUGAUUGGGGUUCUUUGGUGAUAGUUAAAAAGGAGAUAGGUGUAAGGAAUCCUACGGUUAGUGAAAGGUAUCCCGAAUGGCGUAAUGGAGGAGUCUCUUAUAUGGCAGAAGUUUCUGAAUCUGUGGGCACUCGAAGGAAAAGAGUGAACAGUGAAGAAGAAUUAAGGGAACAAGUAAAAUUGUUACAAGCCGAGCUUAAAGCAAAGGAGGAGCAGAGAGUGUCCUUGGAGCAGCAGUUAGCCAAAAAAAGAGCUGUGAGAAAAACAGUUGAAGAAGAAAAGGACUCUGUGGGUCAAGACUGGAUAAAGGCAAAGGAUGAAUUGAAGACGAUCAAUAAAGACAUGACAUAUUAUAUGGCAAAAGCUAAGCAUUGGGAAGAGUCAGCUAUCAAGACGCAAACUGCAUUAAAAAUGCGUCGGGCGAACGUAGUCAAGCUUAAAGACCAAUUGGGGAGAGCGGAGAUUGAAAUAGUCAACACUAAACAUGUGACUAAAAUACAUGAAGAGCAAAAAGUAGCGUUGAAUGAUCAUAAGGUUGAAGCAGAAGCAUUGAGAUCUAAGCUGGAAAAAGAAAAAUUGAAAACCGCACAGCUUAUAGAAAACCAGAAAAUGAUAAAGCAGCAUAAUCAAACAUUGGACAAUGCUAAUAACUUUUUGUCUAGAAACAACUUGAUUCAUACUGAGAGGAUAAGAGAACUACAAGAUCAAAUUGAUAGAGCAGUUGCAGAAGCCCAUUUAUUACGAGUGGAAGCUCGCCAAGUAGGAGGAGACAUAAUGAAAUAUCAAAGAAGUCCCCAACUGAAACGUAUUCAUAAUACUCGUUCACGAAAGAAAAUGGAAAAUGAAGAGAGAGCUCAGUUAGAAAUGCAACACCAAAGAGAGUUGGAAAGCCUGAAAGAGGAUGUGGCAAGGCUCACUAGCUUGCUCGAGCAAGCUUUGAGGCCUAGAGCUGGGGAAGGAACAUCUUCUCAACAAACAUGUACACCUCAGCCUCCACCUUCCUUUAUUCCGCCAUUCGAACCUCAGCAUGCUGCUCCUUUCGCACCUACUCAAUCAGCACAUCCAAUGAGGAUCCCUCAUAUUGUGUUGACAGAAGAAAAACCUCAAAGGAACAAGAUAAUAGAGGAAAAUGGUCAUGAGAAACUAGCUGCCUUAGAAGAAAGAAUGAAGGCAAUAGAAGGGAAUAGUUUGUAUGAUCCCGUGAAGGCCGCUGAAAUGUGUUUAGUGCCUAACGUGGUUAUUCCUAGAAAAUUCAGAGUUCCAGAAUUUGUUAAAUAUACCGGAACUCAGUGCCCAAUCACCCAUCUUAAAGCAUAUUGUAAUAAGAUGGCUGAAGUAGUCCAUGAUGAGAGAUUAUUGAUCCAUUUCUUUCAGGACAGUUUAAGUGAUGCUGCUCUUGCUUGGUAUAUGCGUUUGGAUAAUACCAAGAUUAAAGGAUGGAAGGACUUGGUUGAUGCUUUUAUUAGACAAUAUAAGUUCAACAUGGAUAUUGCCCCAGAUAGAUCAAGUCUGCAAGCCAUGGAAAAAGGCAAUAAGGAGUUUGUAAGAGAAUAUGCCCAAAAGUGGCGUGAAUUAGCCGCACAAGUAAGUCCUCCAUUGUCAGAAAGGGAGAUGACUGACUUAUUUUCCAAUACUUUCAAAGCCCCGUACUUUGAGUACUUGGUAGGCAGUGCAACACAAAAUUUCUCCGAUUUGGUUGUCAUAGCUGAAAGGAUCGAACAAGUCGUUCGGACGGGUAGGAUCGUGGAUCCUACUGAAAAAAGAGGUUUUAUUAGGAAGAGGAAAGAAACAGAAAUUCACAAUGUUGAAAGGGAAAGUAGAGGGAAGAAAACCUACCAAGAUAAUUACAGCUUCAAAAGUAUUCCACCUACCCCCUCUAUAUCCAAUAUAAAAUUCUCUUCACCUACAAACACCCAAAACAACCCAAUAAACAACCAAACCAAUAAUGCUUACCGCCCAAGAAGAAAUUUUCCAACAGAUCAAGUGCAACUUCCACCAUUACCCAUGUCUCUUACUGAAAUGCACCAAAGAUUGCUUAGUAUUGGUCAGGUAGCACCUAUUCCAUUAGAACCUUUACAACCACCAUUUCCCUUUUGGUAUAAACCCGAUAAAAAAUGUGAAUACCAUGCUGGUGCUGUUGGUCAUAAUAUUGAUGGAUGUAUUGCAUUCAAACGAAAAAUCCUUCAGCUUAUCAAAGCUGGUUGGAUUUCUUUUGAUGAGUCUCCAAAUGUGAAUUCUAACCCUCUACCAAAUCAUGCUUCUGGAAGCGGGGGAGUUAAUAAUUUGGAGAUAGGAAGGGGAAGUACAUCAACUUUAAGGGUGACUAUGGAUAGAUUGUAUGGGAUGUUGAGGCAAAUAGACUAUUUAAAGACACCAGUCAAAGUACAAGCUGUAAGGAAUGAUAAUGAAUAUUGUAAAUAUCAUCAGCAGCUUGGGCAUGAUAUCGACUCGUGUGAGGAGUUCCAUUUGGAGGUAGAAAAUAUGAUGGCAUUGGGAGUAUUAAGAUUAAUAAAACCCAAAGAAGAUGAGUUGGUAGGAACAAUGACUGGUUGUAACAAGAAGGUGGAAGUUUGUAGAUAUAUACCAACCAAAAAGGGUCCACCAAAAAUGAUCCUAACCAAGCCUAUGAAUACUGUUAGCGGGAGUUUUAGUGCCCAACCAUAUAAUUAUGGUUAUUCCUUUCACAACACAAAUCCUGCCCCUGUUUUCCAUGCUGAAAUAGGAGGACUCACUCGAAGUGGGAGAUGUUUUACUCCUGAAGAGUUGGAAAAUCACAGAAAAGCCAAAGGAAAAGAUAUGGUGGAAUUGACAAAGACAGAUGAGGUUAAUAAGCCAGUAAGUGAUGAAGAGGCUAAUGAAUUUCUGAAAUUGAUGAAGCACAGUGAAUAUAGUGUGGUUGAUCAGCUAAAGAAAACACCGGCUAGGAUUUCUUUGUUAUCAUUAAUGUUGAGUUCAGAAUUGCAUAGGAACGUGCUUCAGAAGGUUCUUAAUGAAGCAUAUGUUCCUCAGGAUAUCACACAAGACUCCAUAGAACAUUUGGUGGGCAGGAUUCAAGCCACCAACUACCUCUACUUUACCGAUGAUGAGCUGGAUCAUGAAGGGACCGGUCAUAAUAAACCAUUGCACAUCACAGUAAAAUGCAAGGAUUGUGUGGUAGCUAAGGUGCUUAUAGAUAAUGGUUCUGCUCUCAAUGUAUUACCAAGACAUGUACUUGAUAAAAUGCCAGUUGAUGCCUCUCACAUGAAGCCAAGUACCAUGACUGCUAGGGCAUAUGAUGGGUCACCUCGACCAAUCAUUGGGAGUAUUGAUGUUGAACUAAUCAUUGGCCCACAACCAUUUCAAGUCACAUUACAAGUAAUGGACAUUCAUCCAUCAUAUAGCAUGUUACUUGGGAGACCAGCUGUCGCAUCUUCUUUACAUCAACGGGUCAAGUUUAUCAUCAAUGGAAAUUUGGUGACUGUGAGGGCUGAGGAAACUUUAUCAACAAUGAAAAAUGUAUCGAUCCCUUACAUAGAAACUGAAGAAAGUAAGGAUGGAAAUUUGCAUGCAUUUGAAGUUGUAAAUGCUGAAUGGGUACCAGAAAAUACGAUACGAAGGAAACCAGAAAUUUCUGAAGCAGCAAAAAUGGUUGCUAAAUACUUCUUAAAGCAUGGACUGCCAUUUCAAUAUGACCACACUACCGGAAUGCCUGAGAGGGUUAAUGUGAUAAAAAUGAAGUGCGCGGAUCAAAGGUUUGGCUUAGGGUUUAAGCCUGGGAAAGCAGAUUUCAAAAGAGCAGCUGAAAUUAGAAGAGAAAAGAGAAUGGCCCGGAUUGAAAGGAGAGAACCAGAUGAAGAUCGAAUGGAAAUCCCACCAAUCCAUGUAACGUUCCCAAGACCCGCAUAUGUGAUAAAAACUGAAGAUUAUGAGGGAGGACUAAGAAAGGAAUUCAAUGGUGUUACUAUCAAUUAUCUUGAAAAAGACAGUGAACAAGAGUUAAAGGAAGAAGAUAGUACUCAUGAACAGUUGCCUCAGCUGACUAUUAGCGUUUUGGAAGAUGGCUCAUCAGAAUUCGUGAGGAAACUGGCCGAGGGAGAAGAUUUAGCAAAUUGGGAAAUUCAUGAAGUUCCAAUUAUUUUCAAAAAGAAAUCUGAAAGUGGAUUGUCAUACACCUCACAAACUCAUUGCACUGUGGAUAAUUGGCUUAACUCUGAUGAAAAUAUAAUUGCCAUGGAUGAGGAAGAGUUUGGUGAAGAGGAUAUCCAUGAGUUCGCAAGGUUAGUCGAACAAUCUGACCGCACAUGGAAGCCUGCAAAAGAAGAAUUAGAACUGAUAAAUUCAUACGCUGAUAUGCCUGGUCUGGAUACUGAUAUUGUGGUACAUAAACUACCUUUGAUAGAAGGUUGUAAGCCAGUUAAGCAAAAGUUGAGGAGGACAAGGCCAUAUAUACUAAUCAAAGUGAAAGAAGAAAUAAUGAAACAGUGGGAUGCUGGAUUCUUGAAAGUAGUCGAUUAUUCUCAAUGGGUGUCCAAUAUCGUAGUAGUACCCAAGAAAGAUAACAAAAUCAGGGUAUGUGUGGAUUUCCGAGACUUGAAUAAGGCAAGCCCAAAAGAUAAUUUUCCUUUACCCCAUAUAGAUGUGCUAGUGGAUAGUGCUGCUAAGAGUUCUACUUACUCUUUUAUGGAUGGUUUCUCUGGGUAUAAUCAGAUUAAAAUGGCCGAGCAAGACAAGAAGAAAACAACAUUUGUCACCCCGUGGGGAACAUAUUGCUAUAAAGUUAUGCCAUUUGGAUUGAAAAAUGCUGGGGCAACUUAUCAAAGAGCAAUGGUGACACUAUUUCAUGACAUGAUGCACAAAGAAAUUGAGGUAUAUGUGGAUGAUAUGAUUGCUAAGUCUAAAGAUGAGGAAAACCAUAUCCCAGCUCUGAAGAAAUUAUUUGAAAGGCUGAGAAAGUAUCAAUUAAAGUUGAACCCUGCAAAGUGUACAUUUGAGGUGAAGUCAGGGAAGUUAUUGGGAUUUAUGGUAAGCAAUAAUGGCAUAGAAGUAGACCCUGAUAAAGUGAAGGCCAUACAAGCUAUGUCAACUCCUAAAACCGAGAAAGAAGUUCGAGGUUUUUUGGGGCGUUUAAAUUACAUUGCUCGAUUUAUUUCACAACUCACAGUCACUUAUGAACCAAUCUUUCAAUUACUUCAAAAGAAAAACCCUGGAGUAUGGGAUGAAGACUGUCAAAAAGCAUUUGAUAAGAUAAAACAAUAUCUGCAAAACCCACCUCUAUUGGUACCACCUAUGCCUGGAAAGCCUCUCAUUUUAUAUUUAACAGUGACUGAAUCAGCAAUGGGUUGUGUGCUUGGCCAACAUAAUGAGACCGGAAGAAAAGAACAAGCCAUCUACUACCUUAGUAAAAAGUUCACUGAGUGUGAAUCUCGUUACAGUAUGGUUGAGAAGUUGUGUUGUGCUUUGGUAUGGAGUGCGAAAAGACUCCGGCAGUAUAUGCUAUAUUAUACCACUUGGUUAAUUUCAAAGAUAGAUCCUCUGAAAUAUAUUUUUGAAAAACCGUACAUGUCAAAUAGGCUAGCCAGAUGGCAAGUGUUGUUGACUGAAUAUGACUACAAAACAAGAAAAUCCGUGAAAGGAAGUGCAAUCGCAGACCAUUUAGCUGAUAAUGCCCUUAAAGACUAUGAGCCAUUAAAUUUUGACUUCCCUGAUGAAGAUGUGUUAGUAAUAGAAAGUGAUUGGUGGACCAUGUACUUUGAUGGUGCAGUGAAUGUGUCUGGUAAUGGAGCUGGUGCUGUAAUAAUUUCUCCAGAAGGGAAACAAUAUCCCAUCUCCAUUAAAUUGCAAUUUAGUUGCACAAACAACACAGCUGAAUAUGAGGCUUGUAUUCAUGGAUUAGAAGCUGCAUUGGAACUAAAGAUACAAAAACUAGAGGUAUAUGGAGACUCCAUGUUGAUAAUCUGCCAGACAAAGGGGGAAUGGCAGACAAAAGAUGAGAAAUUGAAACCAUAUCAAGAAUAUCUCUCCAAGUUGGCUGAAAAGUUUGAAGAGAUAGAGUUCAAUCAUUUAGGAAGGGAUAAGAAUCAGUUUGCGGAUGCUUUAGCAACCCUGGCCUCUAUGGCCACAAUCGAUUGUGGUAUCAGAGUACAUCCUAUAGGCAUUGAUAUCAGAAGUUCUCCUGCUCAUUGUUAUUUAAUAGAAGAAGAAAUUGAUGGCAAUCCUUGGUAUGCAGAUAUAAAAAGAUUCAUCCAAUAUCGAGAAUAUCCUUCUGAAGCUUCAAAGACAGAUAAGAAGACGUUGAGAAGAAUGGCCAUGGAAUACUUUCUAGAUGGAGAAAUCUUAUACAAAAGGGCAUUUGAUGGGACUUUAUUAAGAUGCCUAGACAGAUCAGAAGCCAAUAAAGCUUUGUAUGAAGUACACGGAGGAAUUUGCACCACCCAUGCAAAUGGACACAUGAUGGCGAGAAAAAUACAAAGAGCAGGGUAUUUUUGGAUGACUAUGGAGAAGGAUUGUAUAGAAUUUGUCCGAAGAUGUCAUAAAUGUCAGGUGUAUAGUGACAAAAUCAAUGCGCCUCCAUUGCCCUUAUUCAAUAUGGUGUCACCUUGGCCAUUUGCAAUGUGGGGGAUAGAUGUGAUUGGGCCUAUUAAUCCAAAAGCUAGCAAUGGUCAUCGAUUUAUCUUGGUCGCAAUUGAUUAUUUUACAAAGUGGGUAGAGGCCUGUUCAUAUGCUCAUGUGACGCAGAAAGUGGUCAAGCGUUUCAUUGAGAGAGACCUAAUUUGUAGGUAUGGUUUGCCAGAAAGGAUAGUAACCGAUAACGCCAAGAACUUCAAUGGGAAGAUGAUCGUGGAAUUAUGCACUAAAUGGAAAAUCAAGCAUUCCAAUUCAUCCCCUUACCGACCAAAGAUGAAUGGUGCUGUUGAAGCAGCUAACAAGAACAUAAAGAAGAUUGUCCAGAAAAUGGUGGUUACAUAUAAAGAUUGGCAAGAAUGGCUUCCUUAUGCUUUACAUGCAUAUCGAACAGCAAUAAGAACGUCCACUGGGGCUACACCUUAUUCAUUAGUUUACGGAAUGGAGGCAGUGAUGCCUUUGGAAGUAGAGAUUCCUUCUUUAAGGGUCCUCAUGGAAUCUGAGCUAGAAGAGGCUAAAUGGGCAAGAAUACGAUAUGAACAGCUAAAUAUGAUCAGUGAAAAGAGAUUAGCUGCAAUCUGUCACCACCAAUUGUAUCAAAAAAGGAUAGCAAGAGCAUAUGACAGAAAAGUUCGACCAAGAGAGUUUGAAGCAGGAGAUCUUGUAUUGAGAAAAAUCCUAUUACUACCUAAUGAAAAUCAUAGCAAGUGGGCACCCAAUUAUGAAGGUCCUUAUGUAGUAAAAAAGGCAUUCUCUGGAGAAGCAUUGAUACUGACAGGAAUGGAUGGAGAAGAGUUGAGUAGGCCAGUGAAUUCCGAUUCUGUGAAGAAAUAUUAUCCAUGA
Messenger RNA from Populus euphratica (Euphrates poplar), 8511 nucleotides. RefSeq lists its product as uncharacterized. Gene Ontology annotation, molecular function: nucleic acid binding; RNA-DNA hybrid ribonuclease activity. NCBI's taxonomy places the organism in Eukaryota, Viridiplantae, Streptophyta, Magnoliopsida, Malpighiales, Salicaceae. The record is from RefSeq and is a predicted model, not a curated record. Gene Ontology annotation, biological process: DNA integration.